AUGUACUCUCUUUCCAUCACACCAGAGUAUGAGGCUGCGAAUGAGCAGUAUGCCGAAGACUUUGACAAGGGAGACCUUGCCCUUCCACCAUCACGGAAAGUCGCUAUAAUAGCCUGCAUGGAUGCCCGUCUAGAUCCAGCACAAAUCCUCGGAAUAGAACUCGGUUCAGCACACGUUAUCCGCAACGCAGGUGGUCGCGCAGCCGAUGCUCUUCGCUCAAUCAUUAUUUCACAACAACUUCUUGGCACAAGAGAGAUUGUCAUCAUCCACCAUACUGACUGUGGCAUGCUCACGUUCUCUGAUGUUGACCUCAAAACAAAGGUCAGAAAAGACCUUGACGAGGACGUUGAUCACAUGGCCUUUCUGCCCUUCUCUGAUUUGGAGCAGAGUGUUCGCGAUGAUAUCAAGUUUUUGAGGAAGAGUCCUCUGGUGUUGGAUGGGCCUAUUACCGGGUAUAUUUAUGAUGUCAAGACUGGAAAGAUUACGGUCAAGGUUCGAUAG
This is a messenger RNA of Fusarium coffeatum, 501 nucleotides long. RefSeq lists its product as uncharacterized. The record is from RefSeq and is a predicted model, not a curated record. Gene Ontology annotation, molecular function: carbonate dehydratase activity; zinc ion binding. The transcript has 3 exons. The coding region runs from base 1 to 501 and encodes 166 amino acids. NCBI's taxonomy places the organism in Eukaryota, Fungi, Ascomycota, Sordariomycetes, Hypocreales, Nectriaceae.